AAUUUCAGAGGAUAGCUUUCGUUGAUUCAGGGAUCAAUUGAGCCAGGCCGCGUUAAUCCGGACAGUGCCGUUUUUCAUAAAAAAAUGUUCGGAUAGUGAAACGUUCGGUUUGCUGAAACAUGUCCAGUACACCACACUGCAGUAGAGUUACUUCCCUUUCACGCGACUGAUGGAGACAAAAGAACUGGCACCACACCCACCAACCAGUGCAACUCGAGAUGGAAGAGGGGGCCUUCAAGUCCACGCUAAUCCACCGUGCAAAGACGGUGGAUUGCCGUGUGCAGCAGAUGCAGAUUUGGCGAAGGCACCUUCUCCUCAGCUCCCCGGUUGUUCGAGCAGAUCUACACCUUGCAUGCUGAGUAUCAAGGCCACAUGUUCCAGUUCGUGUACUGUUUGCUGCCGAAUAAAUCUGAGGAUACAUACAGUAAGCCCCGGAACACUUGUGUCAGAUGGCCCAUCAGCUGAACUGUUUCCUCGAUCAAAGGACAACAACAUCAUCGGUGUCCUGGACUACACUGAUCACGUCCCUGACCUGAUCCACCCUCAGUGAUCCAUCAAUGUGACUUACCAGUGAACAGUCUGUGACUCAAACAUUUAUUGUUAUUUAUUUAUUAAAUUAUUAUUUAUUAAAUGACUACGGUAUCAGACGA
Haliotis rubra (blacklip abalone) is the source of this 650-nucleotide messenger RNA. RefSeq lists its product as uncharacterized. The transcript has 2 exons. Bases 170 to 550 code for a protein of 126 amino acids. Lineage: Eukaryota; Metazoa; Mollusca; Gastropoda; Lepetellida; Haliotidae. The record is from RefSeq and is a predicted model, not a curated record.